AUGGCCGUACACCCACUUGCCGACCUGACGGCCGAGGAGGUGGUCCAAGCGGCGAACCUGAUUCGGGCACAGCACCCGGGGGCGCAGCUGGCCUUCAAGGCAAUCACGCUCGAGGAGCCCGACAAGGCGUUGACGCUGCAGUAUCUCGAGGCCGAGCAUGCGGGCCGCUCUGUGCUGCCGCCGAAGCGGAUUGCCUUUGCGGCCUACUACAUUCGGAAGACGACGGACUUCUUCACGGCGCUGGUCCACCUCGAAGCCGGCGAGGUGGCGGUGACGAAGCAGACGGGCGCGGGUGAGCACGGCAACGUGGACUUUGCCGAGGUGCUGGAGGUGGAGAAGGCGACGAUGGCGUGUGCGGAGGUGCAGGCGGAGAUUGCGCGGCUGCAGCUGCCGGAGAAUCUCGAGGUCGUUCCGGAGCCGUGGGGCUUCGGGUCGGACGGCGGUGAGGACGACAUGACCCGGCUGUUCCAGGUGUACAUGUUCCUGCGCGACAAGACGGUGCCGGACAGCAACCACUACGCGCGGCCGCUGGCGUUUUCGGCCAUCUUCGACCCGACAGCGAUGCGGCUGGUGCGCAUCCAGCGCAUCGCUACGGGGGCCGACCACACGAUCGCGGCCGAGACGGCGCCAUACAAGGUGAAGCCGGGCAGCGACUACGUGCCGGCCGCACAGCCGCAGCUGCGCACCGAUCUGAAACCGCUGCAGGUGGUGCAGCCGUGUGGACCUAGCUUCGACGUCUCGGCCGACCGGAUCGUUCGCUGGCAGAAGUGGGAGAUGCGCGUGGGCUUCAACUAUCGCGAAGGCGUGGUGCUGCGUGACGUUCGCUACGACGGUCGCCCGCUCUUCUACCGCAUCAGCCUCAGCGAGAUGUGCGUGCCCUACGGCGACCCGCGCUCGCCCUACCACCGCAAGAUGGCUUUUGAUCUCGGCGACGUCGGUGCCGGCAUGGUGGCUAACAACCUGCGUCUCGGCUGCGACUGUCUCGGCAGCAUCGCCUACCUCGACGGGCUCGUCUGCGACCGCGACGGCCAGCCCGUCGUCAUGCCCAACGCCGUGUGCAUCCAUGAGCAGGACAAUGGCAUCGGCUGGAAGCACACAAACUACCGCACCAACAACGCCUUUGUCGUUCGCAACAGAGAGCUUGUCGUCCAGACAAUCCUGACAGUGUCCAACUACGAAUACAUCCUCGCGUUCAUCUUCAACCAGGCCGGCGAGAUCGAGUACCAGGUUCGGGCUACCGGCAUGCUGUCGACAACCGCCAUUGACGAGGGCCUCAACGUCGACUUUGGCACCGUCGUCCACCCCGGCGUGCUCGCCUCCUUCCACCAGCAUAUCCUCUCGCUUCGCAUCGACCCGGCCAUCGGCAGCUACACUGACGGCAACACCGUCGUCCAGCAGGAGGCCCAGCAGAUGCCCAUGGACGCCUUUAACCCCUAUGGCAACGGUUACCGUGCUGUCAAGACCGAGAUCGCCCAGGAGGGUGGCCACGAUCUCGACUGGACCAAGUCGCGCGCCUUUGUCGUCAAGAAUCCCCACAUUGCCAACCCCGUCAACGGCCUGCCCAUCUCCUACAAGCUCGAGUUUCCGCCUGUUCCGACGCUGAUGUCCCACCCGGAGAGCUACAACGCCAAGCGCGCCGAAUUUGCCGACCACCACCUCUACCUCACAAAGUACCGUCCUGACGAGUUGUACUCGGGCGGCAAGUUCACCAACCAGAGCCGCGGACACAAUGGAAUCAAGAGCUGGAUCGAGAAGAACCAUGCCACCAUCAUCGACGAGGAUGUCGUUGUCUGGGUCCAGUUUGGCCUCAACCACUUCCCUCGCAUCGAAGACUUUCCCGUCAUGCCCGUCGAGAAGGUCAGCGUUGUCUUGCGGCCGGUCAACUUCUUCACCAAGAACCCGGCCCUCGACGUCCCACCGUCAAGCCAGGCCACCAACCAGUCCGUUCUCGUCAGCGGAGACAAGACCGAUUGUGCCAGCGGCUGCGCAAAACUCCGCACAACCGUUACGAAGCUCCGCAGCGAAGAGCGGCAGGAAGCAAGAAGCCCGCCACAGCAGCUGUUGCCAACGGGACAGCAAAAAGAGGUCGCAGACAUGCAGCGUCGAAUGCUGAGCAAGGAGGAGGAGGAGGCCGCCGGGCCCGAAGUUGAGGUGCGCCGUGAAGACCAGGAGAAGAUCAACCGUUUCAGCCGGCUGCACCAGCGGGAGCUCAACCUGGAGGAAGAACUGAAGGCGAAGAACAAGGAGAAGGAAGAGCUGGACGACAUCACAAUGGAGCUGGAGCUCAUCGAUGAGGACGACAAAGUGCCAUACAAAAUCGGCGACGCCUUCUUCCAGGUAAGAGCAAAUCAGGCACAGGAGAUGGUCGGCAUCGCAGCGGCGAAGAUGGAGGAGAGCAUGGGUGAGCUCGAGGACUCGCUCGGGUCUAUCCGCGAGGAGAUGACCCGGCUCAAAGUCGAUCUGUAUGCGCGCUUCGGGCGGAGCAUCAACUUGGAGACAUAA
Messenger RNA from Grosmannia clavigera kw1407, 2502 nucleotides. RefSeq names its product copper amine oxidase. Gene Ontology annotation, cellular component: prefoldin complex. The record is from RefSeq and is a predicted model, not a curated record. Gene Ontology annotation, biological process: amine metabolic process; protein folding. The transcript has 9 exons. NCBI's taxonomy places the organism in Eukaryota, Fungi, Ascomycota, Sordariomycetes, Ophiostomatales, Ophiostomataceae. Gene Ontology annotation, molecular function: copper ion binding; quinone binding; primary methylamine oxidase activity. Bases 1 to 2502 code for a protein of 833 amino acids.